Messenger RNA from Dracunculus medinensis (Guinea worm), 1161 nucleotides. The record is from the annotation of a GenBank genome assembly. NCBI's taxonomy places the organism in Eukaryota, Metazoa, Nematoda, Chromadorea, Rhabditida, Dracunculidae.
AUGUUCAUUCGACGUAUUAAAUCUCAUUUGUUCUUACUGCCGUGUAAGAAUGGAUCUCGCAUAGCCGAAGUUCGAUUUACAUUUUGUUCAAUGAGAAAUGCUUAUGGAUUGCGAUUCCUUUAUCUUUUUUUCAACAUACCAUUCUUAUAUUUACAGCGUGAAACUCUUCUUGGCCAACUGAAAAGAAAUGAAAGAGAAAUUGAACUUAGCUGUAAGGAGCUAAAUAUUUAUGAGGAAACAGCUGAGGCUGACUAUAACCAAUUCAUUGAAGCUCUCACAGCAAAGCGCAGAAUAGCUGUGGAAAAGAUAGAACCUUUAACAACAGGUGGCAAUAUUAAUGUGCAGUUGCCAUUAGACGCUGGCCAACCAAUAUCAUCGGCUGCAUAUGACCUCAAUGAUGGUUAUAAUUCCGUACCAGCAUACAGUUCAAAGAAUACUUCUACCAUUAUUAAUGAAAAUUUUCAAAACGAUACUAAUCUGUCGAGCGAUUUAAAUACUGUACCAAAGAUGUCUUCCAGCAGCGACGAGAAUGUCAACAAAAUGGUUGCUGUCUAUGAAGAAGAUUAUUCAGUUGACGAUCACGAACAUGGAUCUGAAAGUUCUAGAAAAUCGUCUAGAACCAAUAAAAUUUUCUCUGACUUCAUUUUGGAAAAGAAGCCACCCGAUACUCCUAUCGCAUAUCGUGUGCAGCUCUUUGAAUCACGGCCAGUUAGUCCUAUUUUUAAUCCACAUAAGAAUGUUUCAAUUGUUCAUCCAGAGAUUGACGACAUCAUGCAAGUAACCUUCACUUCAGAUGACCUUGAUGCUUGGCUUGGUGAUCCAGUUACUUUGGCUACCGAUGAAUUUGAAAUAAAGGACGAUAAUUCUGAUGCAAGAAAUUGUGAUAAUAAUCCUUUAGUAACGUCGAUUCCUGUUGAUUCGGAUUCUGAUGGUGUAAUUGAAUCUUGUGGGCGACGAGUAGAUUUGUUGUCGAACGAUUCUUCAGCUGCCAUCAUGACGAAAGCUGCUCAAAGGGUUAGAUCAGAGAAGUUUAAGAAAACUUCUGAAGAAAAAAAUAAAUCAUCGAAAAAAAAAAAUAACAGAAAGAAGGAUAAAAAAUCCGGAUUCAUUAUUGAUAACAAAGUAAAAACAAAAGAUCCGAAUAUGUAUGAUGCAAUUUAG